CUACUUUUCUCUCCCGGUCUCUCCCAUUACCCACCCCAUCCUGUCCCAAAGCCCAUCCCCGACCAUCCCUGAAGCAUCAGCACAGCACAAAUAUGAGCGAUUCAGCGAUCCACGCCCUUGCGGGCUCUGUGGGUGGAUCUGCCGCUAUGGCACUGACAUACCCUCUUGUCAAUCUGUCCACGAGGGCGGCCGUGCAGACCAAGAAGGAAGAGCUGGUCAGUCGGUUAUAUCUUCUGGUUCCCGACUGACCUUGAUACCUAUCUUGCUAGACCACCAGAGAGGCUGUUGCAAGGGUCAUCAAAUCCGAAGGUGUCCUCGGCUUGUACUCUGGUCUCACGAGCUCGCUCUUUGGGAUUGCUGUCACUAAUGGGGUGUACUACGCAUUCUGUCAGUGACAGUAUACUUUAGCACUGAGUAUGGCAAUCUAACGAUGUCCAAAGACGAGGAGAUGCGCUCGCUGAUGAUCCGCCGCCGAGGGAACACUUCGACUUCACCCACUAGCGCCCUGACUACUACUGAAGGGAUCCUCGCAGGUUUGAUCGCCGGCUCCAUCACCACCCUCACCACCAACCCUAUCUGGACGGUGCAGACGGCCCAAGCAACCCACGCAACCACCGCUCGGAACGCAUCCGGUGCUAUCAAAACCGACGUGGAGGGGAACGCAAAGAAGGUCAAGCCAAGUGCUAUCACGAUCGUGAAAGAGAUUCUGGAGAAGGACGGACUCAAGGGGUUCUGGAGAGGCAUAGGACCGGCUUUGAUUCUGGUCCUCAACCCCGUUAUCCAGUAUACGACAUUCGAAAGGCUUGUCUCUCUCCUUCUUGGAUUCAGACUCGCGAAACAAGGCGCCACCCCCACGGGCAAGACAGCGCUUGGCCGAAGUUCUCUGAGUGAUUGGGACCUGUUCUUCCUGGGUGCAUUGAGCAAGCUGGUCGCCACUAGUGGUACUUACCCUUAUAUUGUUGUCAAGUCAAGACUUCAAGCGGCGACCCACAAGUACAAGUCUUCCAUCAAAGCUGUUUUGCAUAUUCUUGAAGCAGAGGGCUUCAAUGGUCUCUAUGCCGGUUUGGGACUGAAAUUGCUCCAAUCUGUCCUCACCGCCGCUUUCAUGUUUGUCGCUCAACGCCGAAUCUACGAAUUUGUCAAGAAACUUAUCGUCCUCUCCGCGGAGAAAAAGAAACUCGUUUCAAAGGUGUGAUUAAAAAGACACCUUUCGUUGUUGUUGCACGUGUACUACAAGCUUGUAAUUCCAGUUCGAUGACAUCUGUGGCUUGCUGAAUCCCUGUAUGCACCUUCAAAUGCACCCG
Cryptococcus amylolentus CBS 6039 is the source of this 1304-nucleotide messenger RNA. RefSeq lists its product as hypothetical. Gene Ontology annotation, cellular component: peroxisomal membrane. Gene Ontology annotation, molecular function: ADP transmembrane transporter activity; NAD transmembrane transporter activity; coenzyme A transmembrane transporter activity. The record is from RefSeq and is a predicted model, not a curated record. The transcript has 9 exons. Bases 431 to 1195 code for a protein of 254 amino acids. NCBI's taxonomy places the organism in Eukaryota, Fungi, Basidiomycota, Tremellomycetes, Tremellales, Cryptococcaceae.